Messenger RNA from Chaetura pelagica (chimney swift), 915 nucleotides. It is a transcript of the gene SEC22C, whose product is annotated as SEC22 vesicle trafficking protein homolog C (S. cerevisiae). The transcript is spliced from 6 exons. NCBI's taxonomy places the organism in Eukaryota, Metazoa, Chordata, Aves, Apodiformes, Apodidae. Bases 1 to 915 code for a protein of 304 amino acids. The record is from RefSeq and is a predicted model, not a curated record. Gene Ontology annotation, biological process: endoplasmic reticulum to Golgi vesicle-mediated transport.
AUGUCCAUGAUCUUCUUUGCCUGUGUGGUGCGGGUGAGGGAUGGACUUCCCCUCUCAGCCUCCACAGAUUUCCAUUUCAACCAGGACUUUCUGGAAUGCAGAAGGAGACUGAAGGCAUUAUCCUCAAUUCUGGCACAGUAUCCCAGUCGAGGCACAGCAAAAGGACGUGACCUUAGCAUACAUUUCCUUUCUUCUGGGGAUAUUGCCUGCAUGGCAAUCUGUUCCAGCAAUUACUCUACCAUCAUGGCAUUUUGCUUCCUGGAAGAGCUUCAGUCAGAAUUUGCUGCUUCCUACAGUACAACAAGCAUCAGUUUAGCUUCCAGACCAUAUGCUUUUCUUGAAUUUGAUAAUGUUAUUCAGAGAGUGAAACGCCAGUUUAACUAUGCAAGAGGCUCUCAAAUGAAGGCCAACUGGGAGAAGAUUGAGGAGGAGCUGAAGUUCCAGCCCCCAGUUCAGCUGAGACUGGAGGAUACAGAGCUGAUGAAUGGGAUGACUAAUGGUGGGCCUGCAGGUGUUCAUGUGGAGGUUGUCCCUACUUACAGAAUGGAGCCUGUGACUCCCAUGGGGAUUCUGGCACUUGUUCUGAACAUCAUGUGUGGAGCUUUGAAUCUCAUUCGAGGAGUUCACCUGGCAGAGUAUUCAUUUCAGGAGGACCAUGAAGGGAUUGGAAAUGUCAUAGCUUUUUUGCUACUUUUUCUAGCCUGUGUUUUUCAGUGUUACUUGUACCUCUUCUACAGCUGGGCAAGGAAGGUGAAGACAUUUGUACUCUUUUUCUCUGUCUGUUUCUGCAACAUUUACUUGUAUGGAUUAAGGAACACCUGGCAAAUAGGCUUUCACAUUGGAGUGGCCUCUCUCUCUUCUUAUCAGAUACUGACAAGGCAACUUCUGGAGAAACAGCCUGACUAUGGAGUAUGA